Messenger RNA from Aphis gossypii (cotton aphid), 1058 nucleotides. RefSeq lists its product as uncharacterized. Bases 88 to 1038 code for a protein of 316 amino acids. Lineage: Eukaryota; Metazoa; Arthropoda; Insecta; Hemiptera; Aphididae. The record is from RefSeq and is a predicted model, not a curated record. The transcript is spliced from 2 exons.
CAAGUAGAAUGUAGAUAAAUUACAAAUAAUUAGUAUUCAACAUAAUAUUAUAAAAACAGUAACAACAGAUCACUCCAAUUUUGAAAAAUGAUAACGGUAAAUUCUGUUAACGAAGAACUCGACGAUGAAGGCGAUUUACUAAACGAUUCAGACAAUUCAACCUCUUUUGUGAAUGUUAUAUACUCACCACAAUGGAACUGCAAGGGUUUAAUUAAAAAAAUACCAAACAAAUUAUUGAAAAACAGCAAAAGUAUUGUUGAUGUGCAAUUGAACAAACAAUCGAUAUGGUGUUCUUCAAAACUAAAAAUUUCUAACGAAGAAUCUCAGCCAUUUCGACGAUCAACAUCUACAUAUACAACAUUCGAUAGUCCAUCCAUUAAUGAAAGCUCUGAUUCAAAAAUAGUUCAAUCAAAUCAAAAAACAUCAAGUUCAUAUUCUUCAUCGCUAUACACAAACUCUGAUGACUUUUUCAACAAUAAUCCAUUUUUUAAUAAACUAAGAAAUCCAACCGUAGCACAAAAUUAUGGACAUUCUUAUUUUGAUUCGAACAGUUCAUCCACAAACAGUAGAAAUGCCAAUUUUGAAUCAUUUUUCCCAGAUAAUUCAACAACAUCAGAUUCGUUUUUGGAUAAUUUAGAAUCUCAAGAAGAAUCUAAACCAUCUUCAGAAAUGCAUUCAAAGUAUAAUUCGCAACAUCGAUUUCAUUGGUCAGAAAACAUAGAAUAUUGUUCUCCGUGGGUGAGACACAGGUCAAAAGAAAUCUUUAACUAUGUCAACAGAAUUUUUGAAAUGAAGAAGAAACCUGAAAUAUUAGAAAACGAUACCGAGACAAUUCAUAAAGAUUUAAAAUCACCUAAUGUCGUUCACGAAGACUGUAGUGAAACCGAUGACAAUAUCACGUACGACAUUGCAAGUAAAUUGUGUAGUACGUUUUUAAAACAUGACGAAACAAAUAUGUCAAAGAAUCAAUGUCCAAAUGAUAAACAUUUCAAAUGGAGUAAUCUCUACCAAAAGCUUAUAAAUCAUGGACAACUUUAAAAAAUAUAUCUAUGUAGCUA